Messenger RNA from Labeo rohita (rohu), 1396 nucleotides. Its product is annotated as RING finger protein 223. The transcript is spliced from 2 exons. Lineage: Eukaryota; Metazoa; Chordata; Actinopteri; Cypriniformes; Cyprinidae. Bases 211 to 894 code for a protein of 227 amino acids. Gene Ontology annotation, biological process: protein ubiquitination. The record is from RefSeq and is a predicted model, not a curated record. Gene Ontology annotation, molecular function: ubiquitin protein ligase activity.
CUGAAGAGCAGGUAAAGCAGUUACACUUUACCGGAAGACCAAGACAGACAGGUCUUAAGAAAAACAGGCACUGAAAUACUCUUUUUGGAAACUCUUUUUAAACUUGUCAGCCAUAUUUAAAUCCAUCUACACAAAGAAGAAAAAGAAGAAAAAAACAACAAGAAGAUAAAAGAAGAAUAUUGUCUUCUACUUUUAAGAUCACGCAACAGGAUGGAGGAAUUGGAAAUAUCCACAGCAUCACGUACCAAUUCAAUACGCCACCAACACAGGACAGUGGCCUCAAGUAAUGACGAGGACAAUGCUUGGGAUGCCGGUCCAGAGUGUUCGAUCUGCUUUAGCGCAUAUGACAACACCUUCAAGACGCCGAAGCUUCUCGAAUGCACCCAUACCUUCUGUCUGGAAUGUCUGUCUCGUUUUGUGGCUGUUUCACCAGAGCACCAGGGUACCCAGAUCACCUGUCCUCUUUGUCGGCGGCCAACGUCCGUGCCUGAGCAUGGCCCUCCAGAUCUGGCAACUAGCCAGGAAGUGUUGUGCCAACUUCCAAGCGAGAAGCAACAAGUGGAGAAUGUUUAUCUAGACGGAAAGAGGCUGUGCUACUCAAACCCAAUGAUACCCGACUGCGUCUGCAUUGACAUUGGGGCGCACAAACCAGAAGAGACGCCAAGGAGAGAAGAGACAAGAGAGGGUUUUGGACACAGGAUGCUGAGAUUCCUGGGUUUUUAUGGGAACUGGAAGAGGCUUGUGAUCUUCAUCAUACUGCUUCUUGUGGUCUUAUUCAUUAUACUCUGGCCCCUCCAGUGCUUUAUCAUCUCAGGCUCCAUGUCAGAAUGUUUAGGAAGAUCACGAGAGAAUACAGCUACGCUCACCAAUCCCAGACCUACAGUGGGUAACUAAGACACACAGGUGGACAGAAUACGUUUUUAUUAACACCUGAAAGCUGACUGAAUUUCAUGAAUUGCACAUGACAUUCAGGUUGCAUGGGCUUCAGUCUAACAGCAACCACAACCAGCUUCAUAUGACAGGAAACCUAUAUUGUUUAAAGUUUUACUUUUUCCUUUGAACUCAAUAUUCGUUGCAUGAAAUUUCAUUGUCAUUUCACACACUUCCUAAAUGCCACUGUAAAUAUGUUGUAAAUUGUCAUUUCACACACUUCCUAAAUGCCACUGUAAAUAUGUUAAAUUCUGUGCUGUGUUUAAAACAGAUGAACAAAAUAAACACUAAGGUAGUUUUUAUAAUUGACACUUGCAGGUUUGAUUGCUUUGGCUGGAACCUUUUAAAAGCUCUUUGCACAUUCUGUAAAAUAAUAAGCCUGCAAUUUAUUGUAUGCUGAUUUGCACUUUUUUAAAAAUUAAUUAAGCAUUUAUAUUGACUAAUGCAUUUUUUAAAUGGUUGUACU